Anastrepha obliqua is the source of this 659-nucleotide messenger RNA. Its product is annotated as ubiquitin-like protein 4A. The coding region runs from base 146 to 538 and encodes 130 amino acids. Gene Ontology annotation, molecular function: protein binding. The record is from RefSeq and is a predicted model, not a curated record. NCBI's taxonomy places the organism in Eukaryota, Metazoa, Arthropoda, Insecta, Diptera, Tephritidae. The transcript is spliced from 3 exons. Gene Ontology annotation, biological process: post-translational protein targeting to endoplasmic reticulum membrane.
UUGGCUUAGCAGCCCUAUCAGAUGUUUACUGCAUUUGGAUUGAGUUUACUUCUAUUCCAAUUUUAUAAAAUAUAAAAAAAUACCAACAUUUCGUUACUAAAAGGUUUAAUUAAAUUAUUGGGAUAAAACCAAAACUGAAGAAAAUAUGCAGAUAACAGUAAAAGUAUUAAAAGGGCAAGAUUUAAAGUUGGAAGUGGAAACAACAACUACAAUCUUAGAAAUGAAGAAGGAAAUUGAAAAUAAAUUAAAAAUACCAUUAGCUGAACAAAAGUUACUUCUCUUUGGGCGUACUUUAAGUGACGAUAACACCGUCUCCUCAUAUCCAAAUAUAUGUGACGGAAGCAAGUUGAAUCUGGUAGUGAUGCGGCCACGGAUCGAAGGAUUGCGAGAGGUAAUUCAACGUUCCUUUAGUAAGUACUAUAAUGAUCAGCAAACGGAAAAAUUGGUAACUGUAUUCAUGUCGGACUUUGAGGCGAAUUUAAAACAAAUGAGUUGGGACGAUAUUGACCGAUUAUCAGAGAAUUUGAUAAGUGCUUAAGGAACGAGAUUUGGUAUAAUCAGAAAAGUAUCUUCAUAUAAUCUCUAUCGUAACUUAAAAACAAUAUUUUCACCCGUAUAUUUAUAAAAUUUCUAUAGAAAAUAAAUGAUUGAUAUCUGUA